GAGUCGUUCCAGUGCUGCAGGAUGUGGAGUUGAAGGUGCUGAUACAGCAGCGUGGGAGUGAUGGGGCUCAGGGGACGAUACAGGAAUGGCUUACCCGAGUCCAGUCCCUGCUGUACUGCAAUGAGAACGGGUUCUGGGGGACCUUUCUGGAAAGCCAGCGGAGCUGCGUUUGCCACGGUGGCACCAGUCUGUGCCAGCGCCCCAUCCCCUGCAUCAUUGGGGGCAACAACAGCUGUGCCAUGUGCAGCCUUGCCAACAUCUCCCUCUGCGGCUCGUGCAACAAGGGCUAUAAGCUUUACCGAGGCCGCUGCGAGCCCCAGAACGUGGACUCGGAGCGGAGCGAGCAGUUCAUCAGCUUUGAGACGGACUUGGACUUCCAGGACCUGGAGCUGAAGUACCUGCUGCAGAAGAUGGACUCUCGCCUGUACGUGCACACCACUUUCAUCAGCAACGAGAUCCGCCUGGACACCUUCUUCGACCCGCGGUGGCGCAAGCGCAUGUCCCUCACCUUGAAGAGCAACAAGAACCGGAUGGACUUCAUCCACAUGGUGAUCGGGAUCUCCAUGCGCAUCUGCCAGAUGCGCAACAGCAGCCUAGACCCCAUGUUCUUUGUCUACGUCAACCCGUUCAGCGGGAGCCACUCGGAGGGCUGGAACAUGCCUUUCGGGGAGUACGGCUACCCGCGCUGGGAGAAAAUCCGCCUCCAAAACAGCCAGUGCUACAACUGGACCCUGCUGCUGGGCAACCGGUGGAAAACCUUUUUUGAGACCGUCCACAUCUACCUACGCAGCCGGACUCGGCUGCCCUCCCUCCUGCGCAACGAGACUGGCCAAGGGCCCGUGGACCUUUCCGACCCCACCAAGCGCCAGUUCUACAUCAAGAUCUCAGACGUGCAGGUCUACGGCUACAGCCUGCGCUUCAACGCUGACCUCCUGCGCAGCGCGGUGCAGCAGGUCAACCAGUCCUACACGCAGGGCGGGCAGUUCUACUCCUCCUCCUCCGUCAUGCUCUUGCUGCUGGAUAUUCGGGACCGAAUCAACCGCCUGGCGCCUCCGGUGGCCCCGGGGAAGCCGCAGCUGGAUCUGUUCUCUUGUAUGCUCAAGCACCGCCUGAAGCUCACCAACAGCGAGAUCAUCCGAGUGAACCACGCACUGGACCUGUACAACACCGAGAUCCUCAAACAGUCCGACCAGAUGACAGCCAAACUCUGCUAACCCUGGACUUAGCAAUGGACACCUUGGUGAUCGAUCCUUUUGCUGUAUAAAAAAAAAUAAAAAAUAAAAUAAACACACACAAAAAAAAAAUACCCAAGAAAACCAAAAAAAAAAAAAAAAAGAAAAAAAAAAAGAAAAAAAGAAAAAAUAAAAAGAGAGAAAAAAAAAGUAAAAAGGAAGAAGGAAAAGCGGGGGGAAAGGAAAGAAAAGAAAAAGGGGGAAAAAUAAGAUUUGUAAAAUGUAAUUAAUAUACAAAAGAGGAAAAAAAAAAGAGGAAAUUCUUCAUUUGUUGAAAACUAAACCCGUUCUAGCAGCUGUAUAAAACUGUCAGGCAUGUUUGUUAUUUCUAUAAUCCGUCAUAAAAGGGUAACACCGUACUCUCUCUUGACCUUGGGGGUGUUGCUUGCGAGUCCUCAGGGGCAGCAGAGGAAAUAAAGGGAGGAGCAGAGAGAGGGGCAAACUUCUGUACUGAACUGUCGAGUUUUCUGCUAUGCAGGUGCCAAGACAAAGAGACAUACAAAAAAAAAAUCAAAAAGUCAAAGCAAACAAACAAACAAGAGUUAUAUGUAAAUGUAAAAGAGCUACCAUUAUUCCUAUAGUGGGAGUAAAUGGUUAAAGAUAAAAGAUAUUUCUUCUGUUGAGAUUUAUGCCAGCUUUAUGUUGAGUUAUUCCCGCAGCCUGUGCUGAGCUUUGCUGGAGGACAGGAGGGGAUGGCAGCCCUUGGGGAGUAAAAACGAUCCUUGGUGAGACCACACAGAAAAGGUGGAGGGUGGGUGCAGGGCUCAGGUGUCCUCCCUUUGGGAUUUCCAUCUUGGAAGAUGUUUCACCAGAGGCAGAGGCUCAGCAGAUGCUGGAGAAUGGGAAGUGUUGGGUUGUUUAUCUUGAGCUGCAGCGUGUGCCCUGCACUGGGCUGGUGCUGCCUUCAGUGGUGCCAGAGGAGGAGCAGCACCUGUAAAUCUUCACUCACUCAUCUUUCAGGCCCUUCUACGUAGUCCCUAAAGCAGAGAAAGCCAAAAUCAUAAAGGCAAAGCUGAGUUUGUCUUUCUGCCUCAGGUGCUGGGUUUUCCAGUAGCGCUGGGUAACCCUCAUCACCACAAAAACUAAAGCACAAUGCAAGGGAAUACAUUUCCAAGGAAAC
This is a messenger RNA of Poecile atricapillus (Black-capped chickadee), 2352 nucleotides long. RefSeq names its product BMP/retinoic acid-inducible neural-specific protein 1-like. The transcript is spliced from 2 exons. NCBI's taxonomy places the organism in Eukaryota, Metazoa, Chordata, Aves, Passeriformes, Paridae. Gene Ontology annotation, biological process: negative regulation of mitotic cell cycle; positive regulation of neuron differentiation. The annotation marks the transcript as partial. The record is from RefSeq and is a predicted model, not a curated record.